Messenger RNA from Onychomys torridus (southern grasshopper mouse), 2960 nucleotides. It is a transcript of the gene Poln, whose product is annotated as DNA polymerase nu. Gene Ontology annotation, molecular function: DNA-directed DNA polymerase activity; DNA binding. Bases 293 to 2755 code for a protein of 820 amino acids. The transcript has 23 exons. NCBI's taxonomy places the organism in Eukaryota, Metazoa, Chordata, Mammalia, Rodentia, Cricetidae. The record is from RefSeq and is a predicted model, not a curated record. Gene Ontology annotation, biological process: double-strand break repair; DNA-templated DNA replication.
ACAAAACAAAACAAAACAAAAAAAACUAAAAAUAUUUUGACUGGGUCUUACUGAUCUGCCCAGUUGUUCUUGAACUUGUUCGGUAGCCUAGGCAGGCUUGAAUUGUGUCCUGCCCAGCCUCCUAAUUCAACUUGCACCAACAGGCCUCACUUCUCAUUUUUCCAUCCUAUUUGUGUUAGAUAAUUGAAACCCUUUUCCUGUAGUUAUUAAAACCUUUUAAAUGAAGAUAUACAGAAGCCCUUUUAAAGUCUUAAAAUUAAUAUAUGGGUACUUAUCUUAUAUUUAGGACUUUAUGAAAAUGGAAAAUUAUGAGGCAUGUGUAGGUUUUGAUCUCUGUGGGACACCCCUCUCCACGGUUGCCCAGAAGAUUAUGUGUGCUAUGCGUUCAGGUGAUUUCAUGGAGUCUAAGAAUGAGGGAGAGAGUACAAAGACUUCAAAAGUGACCAAAAAAUCCAGUGUUCAUUAUUCAGUAUUAGCUGAACAUGAGAGGACUCAAUCACUAGAAACAAAGAAUUAUAAGUCAUUAAUAACCCAGACACCAAGAGGAUCCAUGGAGUUGUCUCCUCAGUCCUCCAUUACUAAGCUUACAAGUCAGCUCUCUGUUGGUCAAGUACAGAGCAGCUCAUUGGCUCUCCCCAGUUAUUUAAUUCCACAGAGUGACCAGGAAGCUCCAGUCUUACAGAAAACGGAGCAUAUGAGAAAGCACUUCCUAAAGGAAAAUAAAGCUAAAGAGGAUGAAGAAAGCUUGAAUCUUAAAAGAAAAUGUAUUACAUGUAGUGAUUCCCCAGAAAAAGGAAGUAAACACAUAGCACUGGAAGAAGAUACCGAUGGGGCUGAACCCUGGCUAAACGCUGAGGACACAAGAGUGUUUGGAAAACAGCUUUGUGAUGUCAGAUAUUUGGAUGAUUUGGCAAAACUCCAGCUAAUGGAUGUGCUCAAGCAGGCAGAAGCCCUGGUUGUGACACUGAUGUACAAGGAUGGUUCCACACAGCUCAGAGCUAGCCAGACUUUAACUUGUCCUGUUAAAGGAAUUGUAGUGUUACUAAAAAACCAUUUGGACAUCAGUCCUCUGAUUUCCCCAGCCCGAGGUAGUGCUCUGGGAGAGGACUCUACAUCUACAGAUCACUGUAUCUACAUACAUAUCGAGCACUUCCCUUCAUGGGGCCUAAAGAAAGAGGCACAUAGUCUAUUUGUCAGGAACAUGCUGUUUUGGACACUUAGAUGUAAAUGCCCUGUUGUUUGUUUUAAUGCCAAGGACUUUGUGAGAACAGUACUGCAGUUCUUUGAUGAAGAUGAUAGUUGGAAGCAUGUUGCAGGUUUUGUAGGACUAGAUCCCAGAGUUGCUGCAUGGCUCAUAGAUCCUAGUGACACUGCGCCUUCAUUUGAAGAUUUAGUGGCAAAACACCUAGAAAAGUCCAUUGUAGUCAAACCAAGCAGUACAUUUGGUGAUACCUCAAGAAAUAUUGUGAGUCAGAAUGUGUGUGUGGACCUGAGGAUACUCUACAACCUCACAAUGGAUCUCUGUUCCAAGUUGAAGGCUUAUGGCUUAUGGCAACUAUUUUGUACUUUGGAACUUCCUUUGAUACCAAUUUUGGCAGUGAUGGAAAACCAUAAGAUUCCAGUUGACAAAGAAGAAAUGGAGAGGACAUCAGCACUCCUUGGGGCUCACCUCAAGGAACUGGAGCAAGAAGCCCAUUUUGUUGCAGGAGAACAGUUUCUCAUAAUGAGUAAUAAUCAGCUUCGCGAGAUCCUCUUUGGCAAGUUGAAGCUGCACCUAUUGAGUCAGAGGAAGCAUCUUCCCAGAACUGGGCUGCAGAACCAGCUGUCCACAUCAGAGGCCAUGUUAAAUUCUCUACAAGAUCUUCACCCAUUACCCAAGAUAAUUUUGGAAUAUAGACAGGUUCACAAGAUCAAGUCAACUUUUGUAGAUGGAUUACUAGCUUAUAUGAAAAAGGGCUCCAUCUCUUCUACGUGGAAUCAGACCGGAACUGUGACAGGGAGACUUUCAGCCAAGCAUCCUAAUAUCCAAGGUAUCUCCAAGCAUCCAAUUCAGAUUUCUAAGCCUCGGAAUUUUAAAGGUAAAGAAGAGGAGACUGUCACCAUAUCCCCAAGAACCCUGUUUGUUUCCUCUGAAGGCCACACCUUCCUGGCAGCAGACUUUUCACAGAUUGAAUUGCGCAUUCUUGCACAUUUAUCUGGGGAUCCAGAGCUUUUGAAGUUAUUCCAGGAAUCUGAAAGAAAUGAUGUAUUUUCUACCCUGACUUCACAGUGGAAGGACAUUCCCAUGGAGCAUGUGACACACAGGGACAGAGAACAGACCAAGAAAGUGGUGUACUCCGUGGUCUAUGGAGCAGGCUAUGUGACAUCCAUCUUGGGGAGAAGGAGACCUCUACCAAGGAUCCGUGCACAGGACCAGAAGCUACGGUCACAAGCAGAGCGACAGGCAGUAAACUUUGUGGUACAAGGUUCAGCCGCAGACCUCUGUAAGCUAGCCAUGAUCCGCAUCUUCGCUGCAGUGGCCACAUCCCCAACCCUGACAGCCAGGCUAGUUGCCCAAAUUCAUGAUGAGCUGCUGUUUGAAGUAGAAGAUACUCAGAUCCCUGAGUUUGCAGCUCUUGUCAGAAGGAUCAUGGAGUCCUUGCAACAGGUACAGACCCUGGAACUGCAGCUGCAGGUGCCCCUAAAGGUGAAUUUGAGUGUCGGCCGCUCAUGGGGACACCUGGCCCCACUGCAGGAGACCCUGGACUCAGCCUGAGCCACAGCAAAUCUCCCUGCAACAGCCCAUCUACCAUGAGCUUCCCCUUCAGCUCCCAGCCCCAUCAAGUACAUUUUUUCAUCUUAAGUUUGUCCAUCCCACCAGUCAGUCCGUCCUGCAGCCUUUCCCCAGCUCGCACUCCGUGAGGGCCAGACUGAUGCAGACACACUGACCCUGUGUGGAACAGCUGUCACUACCUGCAGUA